GUUUCUGAUGAUCAGCCAAGAUGUCGCAAAUGUUUACGACAUCGAAGCAGCAGCUGUUCAGGUUUACAACGAGCAGGUGGACGAUCUGCUGAACUCUGAACAUCAGAGCGGCAUCGGCCACAACCUGAACGUUCGGGACGGCGGCAUUGUCACUGGACUAACGUGGAUUCGAUGCUCGAAGCCUGACGAGAUGCUAGAAGCUUUCACGCGAGCCCGAGCCAACGUGGUUUAUGCCGAGACCAAGAUGAACAAGGCAUCCAGUCGCAGCCACGCCAUCUUCCAGCUUCGGAUCAGCAAGCGAGAACGCGUCUUUGAAGCAGCGAAGACGGGGCAGAAGGUGGAAUGCACCAUCGCAAGGCUGAAUGUGGUGGACCUUGCCGGAUCCGAGCGAGUCAAGAAGUCUGGCUCUGAAGGCAUGCGCUUCCAGGAAGCGACAAACAUCAAUCGCAGCCUUCUGGCCUUCGG
Molecule: messenger RNA, 465 nt
Organism: Symbiodinium pilosum
Lineage: Eukaryota; Dinophyceae; Suessiales; Symbiodiniaceae
Source: the annotation of a GenBank genome assembly